AAAUAGUACCCGCCGAGGAAAGGAAAAUGUUUCGGCAAAGAUCUCGUGUUGCUCCUAAUCGUAAAUCAGUAUUUUUGUCACAUGAAAGAUGGCAGUACACGGGGAAUUCAUACACCCGAAUGAGCCAGCUUCCCAAGCAUGUGCUGGAGCUGGUUGCAGACCAGGAGGUGGCAAACACUGUGGUGGAGCUGGACGAAAAUAGCAUGAACCCACAAUGUGACAAAGAAAAGUUCUUCCAAGAUCUAAAGAUUGUUUUGGGCCGAUUGAUGAAUUUUGAAUCUCGAAGAGGCCAAGAUGAUGGUGGGGUUGAUGAUGAACAAAACAAAUAUGCCAUCAGUCUUUACAAGCAUGGAGGAGUUGAUGUACUUGUGAGGAUUUUGAUGUUUCCUUCAUUGUUUCCCCCAUUCACCAAAGCAAGAGAUGAGAGUGAUAUUGACCUAAGAAUAAAAGCAAUGGUGCUAGAUAUUUUGACCAAAAUUACACCAACCACUGUGGGCGAAGAGGUUACUACAUACUUGAUGGAACAGGAGGAUGUUCUCAGCUACAUGUUCACACUGCUUGCACACCAGAAAACCUUUAUCAACGCCUGCCAGCUCAUUGAAGACAUGCUACAGUCCAAGAAAAUACUCCUUGAUCUGAACAAAAUCAAUAAUAUACAGACCUUGAUACAGUGCUUAAGAGAUGAACAAUUGGCAAAUUUCUGUCGUAUUCUGGCAGUAGCAAUAUCAGAUUUAGAUAUCUAUGACAACAAGUCUUCCUUAUUUGCACAGAAUAAACAGAAAAGAAGUAAAGGUUUCAUCAAUGUCAGAGAUAUCAAUCAAGAAUUACUGUUGAGUAUACCAGAGCUUCUUCCUAGACUUGUCAACCUGGCAGUGUCAAAAACAUACACCCCACGUUACCCGGGGAUGCAGAGUGAGCUGGACUGCUGGAUGGAGUGGAUCGAGAACCAGAUGGCCGAGGAGUCUCAUGACCUGCCUGUGGACGACGAAAUGGAUGACUUCAUCGGAGGUGUCACAGCACCGACAACAGCAGGUAGCCCAAUGUUGUUGCAGCAGGGCCUCAAGAUUACAGAAGAGUUGGUACAGCGAGUGGAGGUCGUUUAUGUGCUGGGUCUCUUCCUACUUGGCAAACACCGGAAAAAGGUGCAAAGAAAGCUGGCAGAGUUGAAGCUAGCCCCGGGGCUUAGUGAACUGUUCGACCAGUUCAUAUGGAAGUGCCAAGUUGGCAGGUACAGCAGUCGACAUCGAAUGCGAGGUCACAAUGCAGCUUGUGAAUGCAGUCCUGAAGUUGCCUUAAAGAUACAGUUCCUUAGAUUAGUACAUAGCUUCUGUGAUCACUCUGACUACAAACAUUUGUUGUUAUCAAAGAAUGAGUUGAAUGAGGUGAAAAGAAUAAAUGCCAAAGCUGGUUCUUUGCAACUUUUAAAUUUAGACAAUGUAAACAAACUGUUGAUGUGUCGGGGUAGUAAGGGACUUCUCACCAAAAUUGUUGACGUGAUGAAGAAAGAGCCUACAACAUCAACAUUCAGGUUUUGGUUGGCACGUGCAGUCGAGAGCUAUCUCCGUGGUAACACCUCCUACUGUGAUCAAAUCUUCCUCAUGAGGCGCGGCCUUCUCCAGCAUGUGGCUUCCAACAUUGUAGACCAUGAGAUUCGACACAAGGAGAUCCUACAGAGCAGCUUUGACCUGCUAGGGGAGCUUGUCAAGUUCAACAUUGAGGCUUUCAAAACAUUUGACUCCAUCCUCACUACACAAGAAAAGUGUGACAAGUUCAUAAACACGGUGAAUCGUAACCUGGUAGACUCGAACAUGUUCAUCCGCAGUCUCAUUCUGUCCCUUGAACACUUCCGUGCAGAGGAUGAGAACCAGAAAGUAGAUUAUUCAAAGCGUGACAGCAAGUUACUCAAUUACAUAGCAGACUUCAGUCGUCAAUUGGAUUACCUAUACCGUCUCAUCUCCAUCAUAGAUGUGCAGAACCUCACACAGGAGAAUGUGAGCUGCCUGAACACGACCCUGGUAUUCCUCAUGUUUGCCAACCGGAAACAUCAGCUGGGCAGAUACCUCCAGGCACUUAAGGAUGAGAAGGAGGGUAUGCUGGAGGUGAAUGGAUCCGUACAGUUCAUGACCAACUUCCGAGACCUGCUCGUCUUCUGGCAGGACCACUACCUGCACAAGGACAAGGACUGUAGCGCCCUCGAGAAAAGUUCCCGUAUCAGUUUUGACUACUGGAAGCAGACUGUGGCUACAUUAGUGUCUGGCGAUGCUGAAAAUGAAUGUGCUAUAGCCCACUACUGUACUCGCCCACCUUGUGAGCGAACCAUUUAGACAGGGGCUGGCUGCCUGUUGUUAUCGUGACUUCAGUAUGCGAAUCCCAGAUUGUGUACUUCAUUGAAGCAUUUGUGAAUGUUCUGAAGACCUUUCUGAUGUACUAGAAUGUACAUGGGAGCUGUGUGCUAGUCAGCAUAUGGAGAGUUAAGCAUUUCUGGAGUUGUAUGCUAAAUUGGACUAAAGCCACUGGACAGGAGAGAUUGUAGAGACAUGUGGACUCUUGGAGUAACUGUUUUGAUGGGUUCAGUGCAUGUAGUAGGCUCAAGCUCUAGUGUUGUGUGAAACAGAGGUUGUGUCCAAAUGACAGACACUCCUUGUGCAAUGGUGCAAAAGUCUUUGCUAUCACUAAAAAUACUUAAACAUGAAUUACAAAAAAAAACAAUGUAGACAAUGAUGUAUGUGAAGAUGAAAAUAUAUUUUGACCUAGUGAAAGGAUACUACUGGACUACUAGCCCAACUACCGUGCAUGAAAUUCAAUUUAGCAACCUGACCCAAUGCAGCACAGAAUGGUGGCAUUUCUUUCACAAAUCUACAUUGAACCUGACUGAAAAAAAAUGAAAGAAUAGAUGUGGAAAAGUGUAAUCUUUGUAUUAUGGUAUAAUACUAGAUGAGCUGGUUAAGUACAGGUCACUAGGAAGGGACUUUCCAUGGAAGAAAUAUGGAGUUUCUGUAUUAGGGCAUAAUUCUGUGCUUUUUCAGUGAUAUAGACUGCGCUAACAACUGCCUCUUUUAUGAAUUAUCUGUUAGCUGUUCACUGAUUGUGUAUAUAUUAUAUAUUGCGUUGUUUGAACAUAAAAAUUGUAACUUUAAUCUGUGUGAAAAUGUUAUAUGCAUAAUUAUUACGAUUUUAAUAAUAAUAGAUAUUAACAUUACCAAUUUGUUUACAUGUAACAAAGUCUGAUUGUAUCAGAAGUAUAUAAGGCACUGUCACAAAUUAAUCUGGAAAGUUAAACACUUUUCAGCCUAGAGUCUAGUUAACGAUACUAAAUCUGAAAAUAUCUACCUCAAAAAAGCUCUCUUCUAUAACUAUGUCUCUGUGUAAUAAAAUAAAAAAAUCAAUACUUAUACGCUAGAGUAUUCAAAAUGCGUGUUUGUUUAAAUGUCAGCAAAUAACUUGGUGUAAAUGUUAAGAGUAUGUGCAUUAUACACAUACUGUCAUCAAAGUGUAUAUAUUAGAAGUAUGAGAUAUUGGACCUAUUUAUUAUUUAAAGCAAUAAAUUGGAAGCAUAUUGAUUAAGCGAAUUGUGUAAAUAUUUCUGGAAAUAAUUUUAUUUAAUGUUGCUUUGUGCUCACAAAUGAUCCAUAGAUCAUAAUGUAGUCCUGACAUUGUGCAUUUUUGCCAUAAGAUAAUAAUUGUAUAUUUCAUUGUGUAAAUGUUGCCUAUCUUGGUGUUAGUCAAAAGUCGUGUAAAUGUUGCCUAUCAUGGUUGUUAGUCAAAAGUCCAGGGGACCAUCUCAUGGAGAAUCCUAGAAGCAGGGUCUGUGCAUGUACCUUGAAGAUAAUUUCAACAGAACUGCACAGUUGGAAAGACAUCCUUAGGUUGUAUGAAACCGCUCUUAGUAUUCUUGAUGAAACGGACCCUGUAGAACAGUCAGUAGUUUUGCUUGUACAUUUUAACUGAUCAUUGUUGUUUAGUGCUUUACCGAUUAAAUGGAGAAAAGAUGCCAUCUAUAUCAUACACAUACACAUAUACAUUUUAUCUGCAUAUUUAUAUCCCAUGCAAACAAAGUUUGAAGGGGGUAAAUUGGAGUCACCCUGUGGUCCUCUGUUGCAAAUUUUCUUGUCUGGAGGAUAACUUAAACUACUGGAUGGAAUCAAAUAAAUUUCAUACAAUGAUAUUACAUAAUGGGAGGAAGUGCAGUGUACAAGAACCAUAACUCUAUUUAAGCUAAUAGUUAUUGCCCUUUGAUACUUUUCCUUUUGCUUGUUACUCUUUCUUUCAGCAGUGUAUCUUCUUAAUUACUCAAUGGAUUUUAAUUAUAUUACAUACAUUGGUUAAACAUGAUAAGUUGAAAUUCAGUGUACAGUAACCUCAGAGUUAUUGCCUCUCGUCAAAGAAAUAGUUUGCCAUUCCUGUGUCCAGGCGGCAUUUGGUGGUUUGUCACUCCUCUUACAGCUCAAGUUAAUGUCUGGUAUUUGCUCUCAUAUGUUAUCGUUUUUUAAGUAAAGAUGAUUGAAUUUUUAUUUGCUAUUGAAAUAUUUUAGGAUCUACCAAAUGUUGUUGAAUGUGUUUUUGUUUUUUUCAAAAUCAAAUGCAGAUAAUAUUUUAGACUUAAAACUAUUUUGGAGAUAAAAAAAGUCUUACUUCCCUAAAUUACAGCUAUGUUUAACAUUAGUAAAAUCACUUGCAUGCUUUUCUUCUAAAAUUCUAAUAACCAGCCUAUUAUUCAAAUUGUUCAGUCAUUAAGAUUUAUUUGUUAAAAUCCAAAUAAUAAUUUCAUAUGGCAUGCUACGUAGCAUUACAUAGUUUCAGAUUUUGUCUUACUACUACAAAAUAUCAGUUUAACUUAACAAUAUUGCUUAUGUUUGGUUUGAUUGGUUUUGUUCACGAGUUAUAUUGAAAACAGUUCAAAACCAAGUUUUACCCAGGCAUUUUUAUAGGCAUUUUUGGAACAAGUAUUUACACUCAUAUUUUGGUAAAAUUAACUUACCAGGAGUAAGAAUUGGGAAUUCACCAUGAUUUUUACUUUGGGAAUGGGACAGAAUAUCUGACCCAUGUUGCCUUGAAAAAGGCCUGUUGACCAAUUGUCCAUAGGCUAUAAGUUACAUUUAUACAUACAUGUUCACCUUCAUCGAGAUGUCUGUGCAUGGCUUUUUGAUGAGAACUGCAUUUAAGUAAACAUUGAUGCAUAAAGCUCUUUUAAAGUGGCAUUGUUUUUCUCAGUAUGAAUUGUAAUCUGUUGUGUUUGUUAAAUACUGUUGUAAGGCGUUCCAUUGUCACAGGCUGGGUACUGUAAAAUAGUAUUACUAGAUGUAUGUGUGUCAUAUUUAUACCCCUGGUUCACAAAGUGAAGUUUGGGCUAUAUAGGACUUGCACACAUCGCCAUGUGUCCAUUGGGUGGUCAGUCCAUCACGUUUUAGCGCAGUCCAUAUCUUUCUCAUUGUGGUCAGAAUUUGAGAUUAUUUGGCAGAAGUGACCACCAUAGCAUGAAGAUGUGUCGGGCACAAGACCAAUGUCCCUACCUUCAAGGUCACAGCAAUAAGUAUGUUUUGCUAUAUAAGCCUUACUGAUAAUAGUUAGUGUCUUGUCCAUAUCUUUUUCAGUCAUGGUUGGAUUUUAAAAUUAUUUUACAUAAGUGACCACCAUAGAAUGGGGCUGUGUUGGGCACAUGACCCAUGUCCCUACCUUCAAGGUCAAUGUCAGAGCAACCUUUUGAAUUUGGUAUUUGUCCCUUGGUUUGUUCCGUUUUUGUCUUGUCCAUAUUUUUCUCACUCAUUGUCAGAUUGAAACAUUUAUUUGGUAGAAGUGACCACCAUACCAUUAGGAUGUGUCCCGCACAAGACCUGUGUCCCUACCUUCAAAGUCAAGCUACCUUCUGAACUUAAUAUGUUUUGCCAUAAUAGCCUUACUGACCAUUGUAUGAGGAUAUGUCAAGAUCAAGGCAACCUUCUGAACUUAGUUCGUUUUGCUAUAUAAGCCUUACUAAUGAUAGUUUGUGUUCGGUCCAUAUCUUUAUAUAUCAGAUUUAAAUAAUUUGGCGUUCUGACACUUGACCGUGGGGAGAUAUUAAUCUCAUUCUGUAAAUGCUCUUGUUUUUUUUUGUUCCUUUAGAUAAUGCUGUACUUGUGGAAGGCUUACAAAAUAUUUUGUCAUAAUUAUAUUUUUCAUACAAGCCAUACAUGUCAAAAGGUACAAUUCCCCAAAAAACAUCUUUUAAAUUUGAUACAUGUUACUUUGUUUUAUUGCAAGUGCAAAUGAAGAUUACAGGCAAAUUCACAUUUGUGGUUUGAUCUGAAAUUUGAUCAAGACCUGAAAAUUUUCCAAAAUUUGUUGAUGAAUCUCAUUGUAAUUGAUCUCCAAUGAUAUAACUGCUCAUUAAUUCUGCCCCUGAAAUGUGUACAGAAAUGUCACCAUAUAUUUGCCAUGUAAUGGUUUACUUGCUACACUAAAUAACAACCCCAAUCAAUGAACUCAUGGAAUUUCUGUAUGCCAGUAUGGAGCCUAGGUUGUGACAUUUACAUUGAAAGUCUUAAUAUUGUUCAAAAACAAUACAUCCUGCUCGACUAUUUCUUAUGAUCAUUUGCUGGCAAAAGUCAUUUACUAGAAUCCAGACCUCAGUCAAAUUUAAGUUUGUUUCUUUUCCAAAUUCUUGCUAGUAUUUCAUUUAUUAUUUUCUAUUUUGAUAGUCCAAUUUAGCUGGUGGAAUGCUAGUUGUUUUAAUUUUGUAUACAGUAGUGACUAGGGCUGCAACAAUAUGCCAAAUUGGAAUCAGCUGUUAAUCACGGCAACUAAAUUUAAACAUUUAAUUUUUGCUUUAAACCUUACAAAUACCUUACAAGUAAUUGUCUAAUCUGACAUGUUCCAACUUGUUAUUCUUUUCUAUUAAUAAUAAUAUUUUCUUUGUAUUUUUGCACUGACUAGUAACCUUUUCUUUAAAAAUACUAGUUAAUUGUUGCAGCCCUAAUUGUGACUAUUUAUAUGCCAUGUAUUUAUAAGGCCAAAGGGUGGAUGUGUUUGAAAUUGUAGUAUAUGUUGAUCAUGCUACUAUGUCUUGUUAUUCCCAUUUGCAAAUGUAUUAUCUGAUGAAGUGUUCUGUUAUAAAUUGAUGGGUAUGUAAAUAAAACAUUUUUAACAUGCAUUAAAUGUUUUGAUAUCAAA
Molecule: messenger RNA, 7146 nt
Organism: Mya arenaria
Lineage: Eukaryota; Metazoa; Mollusca; Bivalvia; Myida; Myidae
Product: short transient receptor potential channel 4-associated protein-like
Exons: 24
Coding region: 27-2324 (765 amino acids)
Biological process (GO): ubiquitin-dependent protein catabolic process
Cellular component (GO): Cul4A-RING E3 ubiquitin ligase complex
Molecular function (GO): phosphatase binding
Source: RefSeq, a predicted model, not a curated record